Messenger RNA from Prorocentrum cordatum, 1762 nucleotides. Lineage: Eukaryota; Dinophyceae; Prorocentrales; Prorocentraceae. The record is from the annotation of a GenBank genome assembly.
UUUCAGCUUGCGAUUGGCGUCGGAACAUUCUCGCGAUCGAUGUGUUGGCUCAACUUCGACGCAUUACUGUCGCUCUGCACGUGCGUACACACACACAGCUUUUGAGACUGGACCUGCCUAGACAGUUUCCUCUCACUCGGACUUCAGGCAGUUGGGAUGGCGGCGACCAGGACUGCACCAUGGAUCAUGUGCGUGGCGCUGCUGGUUCAGGGUGUAGCUGGCGCGGCUUCCAUGAUGGUGAGCGAGGGCGUCCAUCGCGACAGCGACCCGUACAACGCCUCGCGCACGAGUGACAGUAUGAAGGAAGUGCAUGAAGUGCAGGAAGUGAGCGGCAUGCCCGCGCAGCGUUCAGCUGGUUACCUAUCUUACACCCUUGGAGGAGUCAGCCAUUGUUGCACUUGCGGUUGGAAUAGUUGGUGGACCUCGGCGACAAUUACCGAGCCAAUCGUGGCGAUCAAGAUGUCUGGCUACUGGAGAGACCAGGGCUGGGGGGGCUACAAAGGCUACAUCCGCGUUGUGGUGGGGUCGGAGGCGUAUAACUAUGGUGUGGCACCUCAUUCCAGAUCGGCGUUUUCGUUCACCUGGACAUUGCCCGCGCCCUCGGCAUCUGGCAGUCAAGUAGCGCUGUCUUACAACGUUGGGUGGGGAGGCGGGCACUGCCUCUACGUCGAUAGUGGCGCGAACCUGGCUGUGAUCACCGCGACGCCCAGCCCGACGCCCUACCCGACGCCCUACCCGACGCCCUAUCCGACGCCAAACCCGACGCCCUACCCGACGCCCUACCCGACGCCCUACCCGACGCCCUACCCGACCCCCUUCCCGACGCCCUACCCGACGCCGAACCCAACGCCGAACCCGACGCCCAACCCGACCCCCUUCCCGACGCCGAGCCCGACGCCCUACCCGACCCCCUUCCCGACGCCCUUCCCGACGCCGUUUCCGACAGCCUUCCCGACGCCCUUCCCAACGGGCUUCCCGACGCUGUUCCCGACGCCCAGUCCGACGCCCAGCCCGACGUAUCCUCUGGGCUGGCCGACGCCACAUCCGACGUUUCCUUCCGGAGCUCCCCUGGCGGGUGGAGCUGGCGCAGGCGUGGGCUGCUACUGGCGACCCCCACCUUCAAAACGUUCUCGGUCAGCGGUUCGACUUGAUGAAACCGGGAAAGCAUGUUCUGAUUAACGUCCCCCGUGGAAGGCGUUACAAUGCAAUGCUUCGCGUAGAGGCUGAGGCGCGUCAAUUUGGAGGGCAGUGCGCAGACAUGUACUUCCACGAGCUGAAUAUCACGGGUGCGUGGGUGGAGGCGAAGGGAACCGAAGGCCUCCGUUUCCAAGCUGAGGGUGCGCGCGACGAGCAUCCGCAGUGGUUAAAGUUUGGGGUCAUUGAACUCAAAGUAGCCCAUGGGCGCACUGAGCAGGGCGCCUUGUACUUGAACUUUUACGUCAAGCACCUUGGGCGCAGUGGGUUUGCCGUCGGAGGGUUGCUUGGAGAGGAUGAUCACACUGAGGCAUCGAUGCCUUCGAAGGCAUGUGCUCACCGCACUGUCCUUUAGAGGCAGUCUUAGAAUGAUGACAUGCGCGGGAUGAGGGCAACCAAUGUUCAGCUCUUCUCACACUGGGAAGAAGCAUGCAGCGGCCCGUGUGCGCAAACAACACUUCUGUUUCUACCAUGAGAAAAUCGCGAUCUAUAUGUCUGGCGAUCUCGAUAUCUCGGUAUCUAUCGACCUCCCUACCAAUCGGUCUCACUGUGUGUCCAUCGACUCGAC